ACUAAUACACUAUCACUGAUGACGCGUCUUCAGUAUUCAUCAUUGCCCUCUCUAAGUCUCAACUUUGUGUCUCCUUCAUCAAUACCCAGCAGCUUCCGCUUACUUUUCUUUCUCUCUUCACAAAGAGUUUCUUAAUUGAUGUUAUUAAUUAACUGUUUAGUGUUAAUAACCACAACUCUUGUUCAGCACAUACAUACACUUCUUCAAACUUCAAACAUAUGGCGUCCGCCUCUUCUUCCACUUCAAUCCCACUACCACCACCACCAAGAUCAUGCACCUAUCACGUAUUCUUGAGUUUCAGAGGAGAAGACACUCGCACAGGUUUUACUGGCCAUCUCUAUGCGGCCCUCAACAGGAAGGGAAUCACAACCUACAAAGAUGACCAAAACCUUCGCAAAGGCCAUGUUAUUUCAAAAGAACUCCUCAAAGCAAUUGAAGAGUCCAUGUUUGCAGUUAUCGUUUUUUCACCGGACUACGCUUCCUCCAGUUGGUGCUUGGAUGAGCUCCAAAAAAUCAUGGAGUGCAACAACAAAGUGGGACAACAGAUCGUGCCGGUGUUCUACGAUGUGGAGCCUUGUGAUGUGAGGCACCAAAUAGGAACCUUUCAUGAAGCUUUCAAGAAACACGAACAGAGACAUAACCGUGAGAAGAUCAAAAGAUGGAGAGAUGCGCUAACACAAGUUGCUACUCAUUCUGGUUGGACCUCCAAAAAUCACGACGAAGCAGUACUUGUGGAAAAUAUUGCUCAACAUAUAUUUGAAAUAUUGAUUCCUAAGUUUCCAUCUUCAAUGAAGAAUCUUGUGGGGAUUAAUUCAAGAGUGGAACAAGUGAUUACUCUCAUUGGCCUUGGAUUGAAUGAUGUUCGCUUUAUAGGCAUAUGGGGAAUGGGCGGCAUAGGUAAGACCACUAUUGCUAGAGCUGUCUUUGAAACCAUUCGAUGUAGUUUUGAAGUUACUUGCUUUCUUGCUGAUGUAAGGGAGAACUGUGAGAAAAAAGAUAUUACUCACAUGCAAAAGCAACUUCUUGAUCAAAUGAAUAUAAGUUCAAAUGCUGUUUAUAACAAGUAUGAUGGGAGGACAAUAAUUCAAAACUCUUUACGUCUCAAAAAGGUACUUCUUGUUCUUGAUGAUGUAAAUCAUGAAAAACAAUUAGAAGAUUUGGCUGGAGAAAAAGCUUGGUUUGGUCCUGGAAGCAGAAUAAUAAUCACAACUAGAGAUUUCCAUCUGCUAAGGAAAAAUAAGUUGCAUGAAACUUAUAACGUUGAAGGAUUAGUGGAAAAUGAAGCCCUUAACCUCUUUUCUUUAGAAGCUUUUAACCUGCCAAAACCUUCAGAAGAGUUUUUGGCGUUGUCCAAAGAAGUGGUCAAAUACAGCGGUGGUCUCCCAUUGGCACUUAAAGUAUUGGGUUCCUAUCUUAAUGGUAGAGGUAUUGAGGUUUGGCAUAGUGCUAUUGAAAAAAUAAAGCAUUUUUCACAUUCUGAAAUUAUUGAUGUAUUGAAAAUAAGCUAUGAUGGUUUAGAUGAUAUGGAAAAAGAUAUUUUUCUAGAUAUUGCUUGUUUCUUUAAAGGAUGGCAGAAACAUCAUGUAACAGAGAUAUUAAAAAGAUGUGGUCAUGAUGCUGAAAUCGGUAUUGAUAUUUUGAUUAAUAGAUCAUUGAUCACUAUAGACAAAUAUGAUUAUGAUUAUUGGUUGGGGAUGCAUGAUCUGCUUGAAGAAAUGGGCAAACGAAUUGUAAUUCAGGAAUCUCAGAAUGUUGUUUGUAAGCGUAGCAGAUUGUGGUGUUUGGAGGAUGUUGAAUUUGUACUUACUCAAAAGAAAAAAACUAAAGCAACUCAUGGCAUCGUUCUACAUGAGUGGUAUAGCGAGACUGAAGUGAAUCAGAGAGAUUUAUCUUUCUCAAAAUUGUGCCAGUUAAAGCUACUCAUUUUAGAUGGCGUGAAAGCUCCCAUUCUCUGCGAUAUUCCUUGUACAUUAAAGGUAUUUUGCUGGAGACGUUGUCCAAUGAAAACUCUGCCCCUUACAGAUCAUCAACGCUAUGAGCUUGUUGAAAUUAAUCUGUCUAAAAGCCAAAUUGCAGAGUUAUGGGAUGGAAAGAAGGUUUUAGAAAACUUAGAGCACUUAUAUCUAUCAUGGUGCAAGCAGCUGAAGCAAACGCCAGAUCUUUCUGGGGCUCCCAAUCUUAAAAAACUUAAUCUUCGGGGAUGCGAGGAGCUGGAUUAUAUUCACCCGUCUCUCGCACACCACAAAAGGCUUGUUGAAUUGAAUUUAGAAGAUUGUAAGAGACUUGAAACACUUGGAGAUAAAUUGGAGAUGAGUUCACUCGAGAAACUAGAUCUUGAUAGCUGCAGUAGUUUGAGAAGACUGCCAGAAUUUGGGGAAUGCAUGAAAAAGUUAUCGAUUCUUAAUCUGAGAAAUACAGGUAUAGAAGAGCUACCCCCAACGCUUGGAAAUUUGGCUGGCGUGUCUGAGUUGAACUUAAGUGGAUGCGACAAGAUUACUGGUCUUCUCUUAUCACUUGGAUGUUUCGUUGGCCUUAAAAAGUUGGUGUUACGUGCUCUUCCACAGAAAACUGAUGGGUUAGAGUCCCUCACAGUCAGAGCUGAUUAUGAUGAUUCUGACAGCUCAUCUAGAGAAGAGUCGACCCUUUCCUAUGAUAUUGCCCACUUAGCCUCGUUGACGUAUUUGGAUUUAUCUCGGAACAGGUUUUUAAGAGUUCCUAUAAGUAUCCAUCAACUUCCCAGACUUACACAUCUAAAGCUAUCUUUUUGCGAUGAAUUGGAGGUUUUACCAGAGCUUCCAUCAAGUCUAAGAGAAUUAGACGCACAGGGUUGUUAUUCACUGGAUAAAUCAUAUGUUGAUGAUGUCAUAUCAAAGACGUGUUGUGGCUUUGCAGAAUCAGCUAGCCAAGAUCGUGAAGACUUCUUGCAAAUGAUGAUCACAGGGGAGGAAAUUCCAGCAUGGUUUGAGCAUCAGGAAGAAGAUGAGGGAGUAUCAGUCUCAUUCCCACUUAAUUGCCCUUCAACUGAAAUGGUCGCACUUGCUCUCUGUUUCCUAUUUAACGGUAUCGAAGGAUUACAGCCUUCGGUGAUCUGCAACGGGAAAGAAUUCAUUAACGCGAGUUUUUACUGGUGGUCUAGUUUAUAUAAUUUGUUGUUCAUUGUGUGCGUGAACGGUUACUAUUUUAGUAAGCUGUUAUGCCACCACAAUCGCUUCCAAAUGUUAUUUCCAUAUGCUGACCAUCUUGGUAUCCGAGUACAGAGAUGUGGAGCACGUUGGGUGUACAAGCAAGACAUUCAAGAUUUCAAGAAAAGAAAAGCAACUCUAGAAGACUUCAACUGAACAUGGACAUGAUUUCACAUUCUUCAGCUUCUAUAAAUAAGAUGCUCGUGGUUGACUCUCCACUGUAUGAACAAGAGAUAGAGCCAGCCGCCACAGCGGAGGGCUCUAUUCCCCAUUUGGCAUCUCGCAAAAGCUCUCACCCACCUCAUAGCUCAUGACACACCUUUCUUCCCUUUGCAUCCCAGUUCUCAUAGCUCAUGACACACCUUUCUCAAUAUAUUACAGCAUAGAACUUGUCUGACAACCCAGAUUGAGAUUCAUUAAAGAGGGAAAAAGAAAAUCUGCAGGCCACGGAGGGUACCAAUGUCAACUUAGUUGCCAUUCUUUUAGACAUGGUAAUCGAUGCAUCAUCCCUUAGAGAACAUAUAGAAUGUGCAAAGCUUAUCACCUUUACAUUCUCUGAUUGACCAAUGAUAACUUCAAUGAUGAAUGUCGCCGAGAUCUCGGGUUUUAAACUUUAAACUUUUGAUUCAGCCCCAGGAACAGGUCAGCCAAGGUGAACCUGAAGAUUUUUCUGAUUAUCAUUUUUUUCAUGCCAAAAUAUAAUUCCCCUUCAACUGAAACCAUUGCACUUGCUCUUUCUUUCCUAUUUGAUGUUGACAAAGACUCGGAAGAACAGCCUUCGAUGAUCUGCAAUGGUAAAGAAUUCAUCAACGGGAGUUUAUUGAACAUGUCGCAUGGAGGAGAUAAUUUAUGCAUUAUCUGCGUGAACCGUUACUAUUUUAGUCACUUGUUAUGCCAACACAAUCGCUUUCAAAUGCUAUUUCCCAGUAAUUAUGAAAUCCGAGUAAAGAGAUUUGGAGCACGUUGGGUGACUAAGCAAGACAUUCAAGAUUUCAAGAAAAGAAAAUCCCAAACAGGGAAAACAAAAGAAACUCUUGAACUGAACAUGGACAUCAUUUCACAUUCUUCAUCUUCUAGGAAUAAGAUGCUCGUGGUUGACCCUCCAAUGUAUGAAGAAGAGGAAGAGCAUGAUUGCCAAGCUUAGAUCUCUUCAGCUAAAUGGUUCCUCAUAUUUGAAGCUUUUGACACAGCUCACUGCAUCCAUUCAACUUCCAUUUGAACCCAGAAAGAAAUGUAAAUCUUGAGUUUAUUUGAAGUUUGUAUUUUAGUUUUAAUUCUUUUUCAAAUUGCGGAUAUGAGAAAAAAGAGGGAUAGGUUGGGGAGGAAUAUGAAUUGAGCAUUUGGAGGUUGUAUUUGAGUGUGAUGGCUUUUCUACCUUUUUUUUUUCUUUUCUCCUUGAAUAUCUUGAGGACAAAAUUUAAUCUUUGGUUUCAUGUGUAAAUUGUUACAAUGGGGUUAUAGGGACUUUUUAAUUGGGUUGGAGGGUUUUUAGGUAGAUAGCUUGAGAUUGACAAUGUUUUGAAUUUUAUGUUGCUGCGGCAACGAGUGAGACUUGGCAAGCAUGACGUGACAGAUUCAGAUUCAUUAGAGAGUGAAGGAGAAAAUCUGCAGCCCAUGACAUCUUUUCUUUCCAAAAAAGGUCCAGCUUUCAAAGAAAAGAAUACACAUUGGACAAAAGCAACUCUCUGUGCCCAGAUACCUUUAUAUCUUCCAUUUUUCAACCAAGUUCAUCUUGAAUUGUAUCAAAGGAUUUGCAGUGUAGGAACCUUUCUAGUUUUGAUUUUGUAUCCUCCUUUAAUUUGAAAACUUCUAAUCUUAUUGUUGUUGAAAAUGAAUUGUGAUCUUAA
Molecule: messenger RNA, 5029 nt
Organism: Arachis ipaensis
Lineage: Eukaryota; Viridiplantae; Streptophyta; Magnoliopsida; Fabales; Fabaceae
Source: RefSeq, a predicted model, not a curated record